Molecule: messenger RNA, 1122 nt
Organism: Aureococcus anophagefferens
Lineage: Eukaryota; Pelagophyceae; Pelagomonadales; Pelagomonadaceae
Exons: 1
Coding region: 1-1122 (373 amino acids)
Biological process (GO): rRNA base methylation; maturation of LSU-rRNA
Cellular component (GO): nucleolus
Molecular function (GO): rRNA (cytosine-C5-)-methyltransferase activity; RNA binding
Source: RefSeq, a predicted model, not a curated record
AUGGACGGCGCGCUCGUCGACGACCAAAACCCGACGGCGACCUGGGGCCGCAUCCAGGAGAACCUCGGCGUCCUGGGCCACUUCAAGGAGCGGGCCAAGAAGGGCAAGGCGCGGGCCGAGUACCUGCGCGAGCUCGGCGAGGAUUUGACGUCCUACUACGGCUACCUGCAGGAGCUCACGGAGCUCUUCCUGACCAUCUUCUCGCCUUCCGAGUGCGUCGAAUUCAUGGACGCGAACGACAAGCCGCGGCCCGUCGUCAUCCGGACGAACACGCUGAAGACGCGGCGCAAGGACCUCGCGCAGACGCUGAUCAAGCGGGGCGUGCACCUCGAGCCCAUGGCGGCCUGGUCCAAGGUGGCGCUGAAGAUCACGGAGAGCAGCGUGCCCGUCGGCGCGACGCCGGAGUACCUCGCGGGCCACUACAUGCUCCAGAGCGCGGCGUCGCAGUGCCCCGUGCUCGCGCUGGGGCCCGAGCCCGGCGAGCGCGUCCUCGAGCUCGCCGCGGCGCCGGGGGGCAAGAGCUCCUACUGCGCGCAGCUCAUGAAGAACUCGGGCACGCUCGUCUGCAACGAUUUGAAGAAGGAGCGGCACAAGGCGACGGUCGCGAACCUGCACCGCCUCGGCGUGUCCAACGCCGUCGUCUGCUGCCACGACGGCCGCGCCUUCCCGGGCGUCAUGGGCGGCUUCGACCGCGUGCUCCUGGACGCGCCGUGCACGGGCCUCGGCGUCAUCUCGCGCGACCAGUCGAUCAAGGGCACGCGGACGCUCGAGGACGUGAAAAAGCUCGCGCACCUCCAAAAAGAAUUAAUCCUCGCGGCCAUCGACUCCGUCGACGACAAGAAGGCGGGCGUCGUCGUCUACUCGACGUGCUCCGUCGCCGUGCUCGAGAACGAGGACGUCGUCCAGUACGCGCUCGACAAGCGCAACGUGAAGCUCGUCGACGCGGGCCUGCCCUUCGCCUGCGACGCCUUCGUGCGCUGCGGCCAGAAGCGGUACCACCCGUCCAUGGCCCUCGCGAGGCGCUUCUACCCGCACACGCACAACAUGGACGGCUUCUUCGUCGCCAAGCUCCAGAAGCUCUCGCCCAAGGACAAGCAGAAGAAGCGCAAGCUCGACGAGUGA